UUAAAAAAAUAAAUAAAAAAUGAGCAACACCAAAAGUGAAGUAAAGGAAAGAAAAAGAGCUAAACUAUUUGUUCCAAAGUUUGAUUGAUCGAUAAUCAUGAUGUUAAAAUAUAGAGAUUGUGAGAAGAAAAUGAGUAUUUCUCUUACUGUUAUGACCUUUAAUCUUCAUGAAGAUCAGCCAGAAAACAGUCCAAAUUCAUGGGAGAAAAGAAGAGAUUUGUGCAUAAGUGUCAUUACAAGUUAUUCCCCACUCAUUCUUUGUACUCAACAAGGUUUGAAGUCACAGUUGGAGUUUCUUCAGCAGGGUUUACCAGAUUAUGAUCAAUUUGGGAUAUCUAGAAAGGGAUCUCAGGACAUCUCAGAUGAGCAUUGUAGCAUCUUCUAUGACAAGGAAAAGGUAGAGCUUUUGGAAGGUGGUACAUUUUGGUUGUCAGAGUCACCCUCAGUUCCAGGAAGCAUAUCCUGGGGGUCCGCUGUUCCGUGUAUUGCAACAUGGGCUACAUUCCAACUCAAGGGAGUUGAACAACCAGGUUUUUCUUUCCAGAUAGUAAAUACAAACAUGGAUGAGUUAAGUCCUCAUGCUCGUAGACGAAGUGCUUUGCUGACCUGGCAGCAUAUAGCGUCCUUGCCUCCUACCUUACCAGUGGUAUACUGUGGAGGAUUCAACACGCAAAAAGAGUCAACAACAGGACGAUUUUUACUUGGAAGAUCAAGGGAGCAUGGUGUUGUUGGAGAUAUGAGGGAUGCUUGGCCUAGUGCGCGAGUGAGGAAAAAUGUGUCGUUGAUACAUACUUAUCACGGGUUCAAAGGUGACAAACAGGGAGCUCGUGAAUUCCUCAAGUUAAUGUUUAGAGCUCUUUGUCUCUGUUGGGAUCGUCAGACACAAGAUCUGCACAUAGACUGGGUUCUGUUCAGAGGCCGAUCUUUAAUCCCUGUAUCAUCUGAGGUGGUAAAUGAUCACAUCGAUGGCAUUUAUCCUUCCUCUCAUUAUCCAAUAUUCGCUGAAUUUAUGCUUCCUCGUUCAGUGAGAUUGCUUGAACAACCACCCGUUCAAUCAGAAGAAUCAUAACAUCCAGAAGGCCGAUGUUGGAUGAUGUUGCUUCGGUUUGCUUAUUUUACAAGGCUGUUGAGUGUUAAAUGCAUUGGUUACUCGAUCUAGGUUUUGUUUUGUUCAUCUGUAUAACUAUUUAUGUACCAAGUUUGCAAUAUUAGGAUUUGGCUGAUAGGUGCUGAAUAAAAUACACUACCUUUAUGGGGUAUGUAAAAUCUUAUGUGCGGAUCGCAUGUGUGGAUUAUUUCUAUAAAUGGUUGCCCAUGAAUUUCUUCCAA
Molecule: messenger RNA, 1329 nt
Organism: Papaver somniferum (opium poppy)
Lineage: Eukaryota; Viridiplantae; Streptophyta; Magnoliopsida; Ranunculales; Papaveraceae
Exons: 7
Coding region: 98-1069 (323 amino acids)
Molecular function (GO): 3'-5'-RNA exonuclease activity
Source: RefSeq, a predicted model, not a curated record